UCCUAUUCAUAUUCCAUUCUUUUUUUGAAAAUGUUUCUGAAGUCUUUGGUGCAUUUGUUAUACACCGUAAGCAUAGUCAGCGGGUAUGAAAACUUAAGUCGAAGAAAUACGACAUUCGUGUCACAGAGUUCAGACUAUACCAAUAGAUAUGCUAAAUAUGGAAUAGAUGGGAACACAACACGAAAGGAAAAUUCUUGUGCCCACACAGCUGUUAACAAAUCGGAGGCUUGGUUUCAAGUUGAUUUAGGAGAACCUUUUAGUCUUCAAACAAUAAGGAUAGUUUACAGAGAUGAAGGAAUAGGUAAUUGGAGGCCAUAUCGAUUUCGAUAUUUUUAUCUUGAUGUAUCCAAUUCUUCUAUAAAAGGAUCGUCAGAAACUGAGAGGAUCAGAUGUUACAAGGACAAUACAACGCUCCCCAGUAUACCUCCAAGCAUAAUUAAUGUUGCAGCAUCAAAUGUAAUGGAGAAUGUGGGACGACCGGAUACUGUGAUGAGUGCAAUACAUAUCUUUGGGGGGAUAACUGUAAUCAUACCUGUCUAG
This is a messenger RNA of Saccostrea cuccullata (small rock oyster), 540 nucleotides long. RefSeq lists its product as uncharacterized. Bases 31 to 540 code for a protein of 169 amino acids. The transcript has 4 exons. The record is from RefSeq and is a predicted model, not a curated record. Lineage: Eukaryota; Metazoa; Mollusca; Bivalvia; Ostreida; Ostreidae.